Messenger RNA from Papilio xuthus (Asian swallowtail), 1380 nucleotides. RefSeq names its product neurotrimin. The transcript is spliced from 7 exons. Bases 268 to 1176 code for a protein of 302 amino acids. NCBI's taxonomy places the organism in Eukaryota, Metazoa, Arthropoda, Insecta, Lepidoptera, Papilionidae. Gene Ontology annotation, cellular component: neuron projection membrane. The record is from RefSeq and is a predicted model, not a curated record. Gene Ontology annotation, biological process: synapse organization.
ACCCCGCAGUACUUGCCUUCGCGCCACGGCUGGCCCGCGUCACCGCGCGAUCAAACACACCCCACUCUCCCCUUCUGUCAAAUAAUAAUUAAUUGAUUUAUACACUACAAACAUUACUUAAGUUUAAAGUGAGAGUAAAUUGCUUAUUCAAAUUUUUGCGAAACAAACUUUUACAUCAAUGUUUUUAUUUCGCGCUUCUUCUAUCGUGACAAGAAACAAGUUUGUUUUCUUUAGUGUUUAGCAUCGACUUCAAUUUUUUUCUAAAUAAUGGGUCAAGGCGUCAGCGGUGUGAAGACUACAAUAUGGCUUUAUUUUCUCCAUGGAUUUGUGAUUUUUACUGCUGAUUCCGGAACUGAAUCACCUUCAGAUACAUCAACUAUGGACAUUUCUUCGAGAAGAUUCCGUGCUGAAUUCCUACAAGAAUGGCACGAAGCAGCAGACGCACCAUACUUCGAUCCAAACACACCUCGUAAUAUUACAGGGCUGGUUGGCCACCCAGUACGUUUGUUGUGCAGAGUUAAAAAUUUACAAAACAGAACUGUAUCAUGGGUACGUCACCGUGACAUCCAUUUACUAACAGUUGGCCGUUAUACGUAUACAUCAGACCAGAGGUUCGAGGCACAACACAAACCACGCUCCGAGGAAUGGGCGUUGCGUAUUCGAAGUCCGCAGCGACGUGACUCGGGACAAUAUGAAUGUCAGAUCUCCACUACUCCUCCUAUAGGACAUGCUGUGUUCCUCAAUAUUGUAGAACCAGAAACGGUGAUAUCAAGUGGCGCAGAACUCUUCAUCCAAGCGGGCUCAACGAUCAACCUCACUUGCAUAGUGAAACAUACUCCCGAGCCACCCACAUCUAUUACGUGGACACACGGGGAGCAGGUUAUAAAUUUUGACUCAGCACGAGGUGGUAUUUCGUUGGUAACUGAAAAAGGCUUACGCAGCACUAGUCGCCUCCUUGUACAACAAGCCAGGGGCGCAGACGCCGGCGUCUACACAUGCGGUCCUAACAACGCACCGCCGGCUUCUACCAGAGUCCAUGUUCUCUCCGGUGAACACCCGGCCGCCAUGCAACAGAGCUCAGCGAAAUGUUCAGUGGAUAAAACUAUUCUAAUAUUCUAUCUAUCGUCGACGCUAUAUAUUAUAGGGCCAUUCAACGUUUUGCGAUUUGGCACUUGAGUUACUAUCUAAAUCUCUAUAGACUUGGCAUUUGUCCACGUUGAGUGUUUUGUUGGAAUGUCGAUCGAUCAUUUCUAUAUAAAUAAUGAUGCCAUUUACGAUACAGUUAAGAAAAGUUAUGACCGCAAUUUGAUGUGUAUUUGUAAAAUGUGAGAUUCAUUGUGUAGUUUAAUUCUAAGCAUAAAUAUAUUAAACUGAUGUAAA